This is a messenger RNA of Prunus avium (sweet cherry), 897 nucleotides long. The record is from RefSeq and is a predicted model, not a curated record. NCBI's taxonomy places the organism in Eukaryota, Viridiplantae, Streptophyta, Magnoliopsida, Rosales, Rosaceae.
CAAACAGCCCUUGAAAUGUAUGUUUUCCUUCAGGCAGAGAAGCCCACGUUGACGAAUGUUAAUUUGGAUAUCCCUGUUGGGAGCUUGGUAGCAAUUGUUGGAAGUACUGGUGAAGGAAAGACAUCACUUAUAUCUGCAAUGCUUGGGGAGCUUCCUCCUGUAGCGGACGCGAGUGUGGUAAUGAGAGGAAUGGUUGCUUACGUUCCACAAGUUUCAUGGAUUUUUAAUGCAACUGUACGUGACAACAUUUUAUUUGGAUCCUUCUUUGAAUCUGCGAGAUAUGAGAAGGCAAUAGAUGUGACUGCAUUGAGGCAUGACCUUGACUUACUGCCUGGUGGUGAUCUGACUGAGAUUGGUGAAAGAGGAGUGAAUAUUAGUGGUGGGCAGAAGCAAAGAGUUUCUAUGGCUAGGGCUGUCUACUCCAAUUCUGAUGUAUACAUUUUUGAUGAUCCCUUGAGUGCUCUGGAUGCUCACGUGGCUCGACAGGUUUUUGAUAAAUGCAUCAGGGGAGAAUUAAGAGGGAAAACCAGGGUUCUUGUUACAAAUCAGCUGCAUUUUCUUUCACAAGUUGAUAGAAUCAUCCUGGUCCAUGAAGGUAUGGUGAAAGAGGAGGGAACGUUUGAGGAGCUUUCCAAUAAUGGCACGCUGUUCAAAAAGCUGAUGGAAAAUGCCGGCAAGAUGGAAGAGUAUGCAGAAGAAAAAGAAGGCGGCGAAACAAUUGAUCAGAAUGGUGAAAUGAUUGAUCAGAAUGCCUCUUCAAAACCUAUUGCCAAUGGAGUUGUUAAUGUUAUGCCAAAAGAUGCAAGCCGUGUGAAAAAACCAGAAGGAAAAUCUGUUCUUAUCAAACAAGAAGAACGAGAAACAGGCGUUAUUAGCUGGAAUGUCUUGGCAAGGUAA